AUGGAGCCGGCCACCCCGAGCGGGCUGCCGGCUGGGCCGGAGCCGGAGUGGCCCCCCGGGCCUCCGCUGGGGGUGGAGAACGUGGCCACCCUGGUGGUCUUCGCCAUCAUCUUCGCCCUGGGCGCGCUGGGCAACGGGCUGGUCAUCGCCGUGCUGGCCCGUCGCCGGCCGGGGGCGGCGCGAAGCCCCACCAACGUGUUCAUCCUGAACCUGAGCGUGGCCGACCUGGCUUACCUGCUGUUCUGCGUGCCCUUCCAGGCCACGGUCUACGCCCUGCCCAGCUGGGUGCUGGGCUCCUUCCUUUGCAAGUUCACGCACUACCUCUUCACCGUGUCCAUGCUGGUCAGCAUCUUCACCCUGUCGGCCAUGGCCGUGGACCGCUACGUGGCCAUCGUCCACGCCCGCCGCUCGCCGGUCCUGCGCGUGGCGCGCAACGCCCUGCGCGGCGUGGGCCUCAUCUGGGCCCUGGCGCUGGUCCUGGCGGCCCCCGUGGCGCAAAACCAGCGCCUGGUCUACAGCGCCCUGGGGAACCUCACCUUCUGCUGGGAGCUGUGGGCCGAACCGGGCCACAAGCGCCUCUACGUCGUGGCCACCUUCGUCCUGGGCUACCUGCUGCCGCUGCUGAUCAUCUGCUGCUGCUACGCCAAGGUCCUUAACCAUUUGCACAAAAAGUUGAAAAACAUGUCAAAGAAGUCCGAAGCAUCCAAGAAAAAGACGGCUCAGACGGUCCUGGUGGUGGUCGUGGUCUUUGGCAUCUCCUGGUUGCCGCAUCACGUGAUUCACCUGUGGGCAGAGUUUGGGGUCUUCCCGCUGACCCCGGCCUCGUUCCUCUUCAGGAUCACGGCGCACUGCCUGGCCUACAGCAACUCCUCCGUCAACCCCAUCAUCUACGCCUUCCUCUCGGAGAACUUCCGCCAGGCCUACAGGCAGGUGUUUCGGUGCCAGCUGGGCAGCCCCUUGUCCCUGCGUGAGGCCAAGGACAACCGGAGCCGACAGGACACACCACCCUCCACCAACUGCACCCACGUGUGAACCCCCCCGACCCCG
Tachyglossus aculeatus (Australian echidna) is the source of this 1047-nucleotide messenger RNA. It is a transcript of the gene GALR1, whose product is annotated as galanin receptor 1. The transcript has 3 exons. Gene Ontology annotation, molecular function: galanin receptor activity. Gene Ontology annotation, biological process: negative regulation of adenylate cyclase activity; G protein-coupled receptor signaling pathway; positive regulation of cytosolic calcium ion concentration. NCBI's taxonomy places the organism in Eukaryota, Metazoa, Chordata, Mammalia, Monotremata, Tachyglossidae. The record is from RefSeq and is a predicted model, not a curated record. Bases 1 to 1032 code for a protein of 343 amino acids. Gene Ontology annotation, cellular component: membrane.